AUCGUGCCGCACCGAAAAGCAGUGUCCGCGCGCGUCCCGUGUGUGCGGCGCAUUUUAAAUUUAGAUCGACGUUCGCACGGAUCGACGACAGCGUCGAAUGAGUUGCAUAGUUGGAUCCGCGCACUUCAUAACGGAUUAAUUACGUUCCUUCGCUGUGACCAAACUAAUUCGCGUACGCAUUCAACUCACUUUUAAUCUCUGUUUUAACACGCGACAUUCUUAAUUUAAUUAAAUGUGUGCCGACGAAUUGUGAUAGCCAAGACGUUCUUCAUAGCUCCUAGAACAAAGCCCAUUUCUGCAAAAUACAAGGAUUAUAAACGAUUUAAAUAAAUCGACGGAGCACCGGGUGCAAGUGAUAAACGAAAAUGUUGAACGUUUUUGAAAUGGUCAUCUAUGGAGAUGGAAGGCAUGGUGGACGAAAAUGGAUCUGUUGAUCCCUUAGCUCCAUCGCCGGAGCCUCCAGUGAUAUCAUCGGUAGGAAUUACAACGCAGUCACAACUGGUGGCAGCAACAAAUAUUGUACAUCUAACGUUGCCAACUAAUGAUCAUGCCCAAGCACAGGUACAGAGUGUUAUACAGCCCAAUCAACAGUCUGUUAUACAAACUGCAGCUAACAUCCAGCCACUUGUUGGAAAAGGAAAUGUAAUUUUGGUUAGCAAACCGAAUUCAGUGAUACAAACAGCACAGGGCAGUAUACAUGCAUUACAAGUGGUGGAUCCCAAUAGUGAUGAUAGCUAUUCAGAUGAUGAGUCCCCGAAAAAACGACGUGACCUGCUGACGCGGCGACCCUCCUACCGGAAAAUACUCAACGAUCUUGGCGGGGGUGAGAUAGCUGAACCUAAAGUCGAGCAGACUUCCUCUGAGGGCGACAGUGAGUUAUCAUCUCACUCUAUCCCAUACCACACAGGUCAGUUUGCCAGUACCAAUAUGUUAUCAAUGUAUCAACAAAUCUCUUCCAUGGAACAAAUAAUACCGGCAGGUACGAUACAAAUUUCAAGUGGGGAGGGCGGCCAAAGUAUUCAUACACUGACAAUGACGAAUCCCGGGGCAGGAGGUGCAAUUGUUCAAUACGCACAAGGACAGGAGUUCUUUGUGCCUGUGGGCACACAAAGCGUUACAAUUACUGGAGGCGGUGGCGAGGACCAAACACGAAAGCGCGAAAUGCGACUAUUAAAAAACAGGGAGGCUGCACGCGAGUGUCGACGGAAAAAGAAGGAAUAUAUCAAAUGUUUGGAGAAUCGUGUCGCGGUGCUUGAAAACCAAAACAAAGCAUUGAUAGAUGAAUUAAAGACAUUGAAAGAACUCUAUUGUCAACAAAAACAAGAUUGAAAAGCGCGCUAUGCGCGUGAUUUUUGGUCGCGGGUUUUGGAUAUACUGAUGGGUUUAAGUAACCUCCGAAUAAUCUCAUGUAGAUUUAAAAAGUGAUGAUGCAACGCAGCGUUUCGAUGUGAACGCAGUUGCUAUUUUAGUUGGUUUUAACUUAAUUUUAUAUACGCCUGGUAUAUAAGUAAUUGGUUCAACCGAAGGUUAUUUGUUAGUCCCCAGGGUAUUCUGUUUUUGAUCCUCUCAAACUGAUUUCUCUCGCCUUUAAUGAAUAUGUCUGCUCAAAGGAGCACUGAAAGUAUUUUUCUGCUUUGAAACUAAUUGAAGUGUUUAUCAUUGGGCAAAUCAACGAUUACUAAUCCCGUCACAAUCGGGGUAUGUAUUGUAAAUUAUGUACUAUAAAUUAUUUUUAUUGUAAAGCGUAUAAAGAAAAGGCUUGUGAGAGAAAAUUAAAAUAUAUAAGCCAAGUUUAAAAUGUACAUAUAAUUAGCGCGGUGUAGAGUGUAAUUUGGUUUUGUUAUAUAGUUUGACUAGUGCGAUGCAGUUGUAAGACAAUUUGUGACGUGAUGAUGUCCGGACCUGAUAGCGAGUGCCUUGAUAUUCUUGACCCUGAAUUAGCAGAAAGCUUCAUUGCCGAGUAUGAAUUUUAAAGUCUUAACGAAACAUUCAAUUACGAUAAUUAAAGUGUAAUAUUAUCUGGUCGGUGCCAUAAUAAUUCUGUUACAAUUUACGAACUGUGGAAAAUAUCUUAGAGCGUUACCGGCCAUAUGUAUAUGUAAAUAACGUAUUUGAAAAUCAAACGUUAUAUUGUAAGUGGAGAGAAACAAAAAAUCCUCGAAUUUUCUACAAGAUAUAUUUUGAUAAUUCGCAACGAGCAUGUAAGUUAAAACACAUAUUAUGUGUUAAAAGUAAUCGAUCUAAGUCAACAAAUGUAAAUAUUUAAUGUAUACAGAUCAUAUUACUAAAAUUCAGUAAUUGUAUUUUUACACGACAAGCAUAUCAAACAGAAAUAAUUUCGGAUUCAUGUUGAGCAUGCAAUCACAAAAACAGUAAUUUACAUAUUUGAAGCAUUUGAAUUUUAUCAGAACAUUACAUACAGUUUCGAAUAAUUUCACAAUAUAUGUUCAUCUAAUAAGAUGAUAUUAUUUUAAAAUUGGAGCAACUGAUGCCUUGUUGUUUGUAGGGAUAUAAAUCUCGAAACAUACACAUGAAAAAUACUUAAUUAUUAUGUAUUGAUUAUAUUUUCAUUACUUUUUCUGUAUAUAGAAACAUACAAUAAUUCGAAUUAGUUGUCAAGAUUUAUUUGUUGUUGUACAUGUUUCAGGGUUUAUAUUGUUGUUUGCUAUCUCAGUAGUCUUUAUAAAAUGUAGAUGAAAUUUGUAAAUAAGAUUCAAAUAUAAUAGAUGUUAUAUUAAUA
Messenger RNA from Dalotia coriaria, 2740 nucleotides. It is a transcript of the gene CrebB, whose product is annotated as Cyclic-AMP response element binding protein B. Gene Ontology annotation, molecular function: RNA polymerase II cis-regulatory region sequence-specific DNA binding; DNA-binding transcription factor activity, RNA polymerase II-specific; protein binding. NCBI's taxonomy places the organism in Eukaryota, Metazoa, Arthropoda, Insecta, Coleoptera, Staphylinidae. The record is from RefSeq and is a predicted model, not a curated record. Gene Ontology annotation, biological process: regulation of transcription by RNA polymerase II. The transcript is spliced from 7 exons. Gene Ontology annotation, cellular component: nucleus; transcription regulator complex. Bases 394 to 1329 code for a protein of 311 amino acids.